Caenorhabditis bovis is the source of this 495-nucleotide messenger RNA. NCBI's taxonomy places the organism in Eukaryota, Metazoa, Nematoda, Chromadorea, Rhabditida, Rhabditidae. The record is from the annotation of a GenBank genome assembly.
AUGAUCAUUCGACGCAAAACUCUUCAAUUGAGCGAUGAUGAGUUGAAGGCCGUCUUGCAGAUUGUUGUGCCUUUUAGGGAAAUCGAGGGGCUUGAUCGCGAGAAAUCACAAGAGAUUAUUAUUAAAUGGUUGUUUUCGAAUGGAUUUUCAAUAAAUCACGAAUUCGAAUUUUGGAAGGACGACGAUGAUUUAUUCUGUAUCAUCCGACAAAACAAAGUGAAAAACUGCCAGUGUUGCUCAAAUGAUUCAAAUUCGGGAGUUGGCGGAGGGACGUCGAAGCAAAAUGGGUGGUCAGGAAGCGAAAAAGUUUUUCGACCGCCAGAGCCGCCAUAUAAGAAUGGGACCAACAAAAUCGCACCGAUCACCGUUCAACCUACAAUUAUCACCGUAGAUCCAUCGCUAAAUGGAAAACAAGACAACGAAAAACUCUCCGGAUGCGCCUACCUAAAAAGGGAAUGCGGUUUAUGCAUAGUUCAAAUUUGCUCACAAAUUUAA